Funneliformis mosseae is the source of this 1047-nucleotide messenger RNA. NCBI's taxonomy places the organism in Eukaryota, Fungi, Glomeromycota, Glomeromycetes, Glomerales, Glomeraceae. The record is from the annotation of a GenBank genome assembly.
AUGGGAUAUAUAAUAAUGGAAAAGCUUGAUCCAUUAUCAGUGGUUGUUGAGAGACUAAAAUCAUCAGAUAAAAAGGAUUUCAAUCAUCCAGAUUAUGAGUUAAAUGAGAUUCGGAUAUCAGCAGAUGAUUUUCUAUUACAAUAUCCAAGGGGGGCUUAUACGUCCGCUAGAACUGUUAAAAGACAUUCUAUUAUGGAUUUGCAAGGACAUAUUGAUCGAACAGUAAAUUCCAUGCAAUUAAUAAAAUUUAUUCCAAAAAAUGAAAAUUCUUCAGAAGCGAAUCAUGAUGAUAAUGAAGUAGAGCCGCCGCACAUUACCCAAGAAUUAAUCCCAUAUAGAGAUCCGGAUACCUUUAAAAAAAUGAUUUUACCUUUAUUGAGAAUAGGUUUAUUAAGGUAUUAUGAAAUUGAGGAAUCAUCAUCUUGGCAUAUUAAAGGUAAAGGUGAAGCCAAAGUCACUUUUCUUAUUUGUUAUUCGUUUGAGAAAAAUAGGCCUAUGUUAACUUUACAUUUUACACCCUUACACGCUCCAAGUACACCUAAAUGCAAAGUUGAAAUGUAUGGAGAACCGAGGAAAUCAGCCGAAGCAAAAGAUUCAAAGUGGGUUCGUGAACGUAAUGUAUUAGAGUUGAGUAAGCAUCCAGGAUUUAAUGAAAUCUUACUUUCGGAUUCUCAUACACACAACGUUUACGAGGGUUUGAGUUCCAAUUUUUUUGCAGUACUAUAUAAUCCCGAUAAAAGAGAACCUUUAGUUAUAACUGCACCUUUACAAUAUGUUCUGGAAGGGACUAUAUUAAAAAUAGUUAGAAUGGUUUGUGAAAGAGAUAAAAUCGAUUUACAAUUUUGGUUUCCUAAUGCUGAUGAUGCUGAACAUUGGGAAGGCGCUUUUAUAACAAGCACAUCUCGAUUAGUUUUGCCAAUUGAAUUGAUCAAGUUUCGUGAUGGAAGGCCAACGUUGAAAUUACCUCCACAUAACGAUACGAUUGAACAUAUAAAAAAUGAAGUUGAAAAAGAAAUUACUCAUAGAGCAUAUCGUGUUUUAUGGUAA